AUGCUGAGGUGGGCAUUUAUUUUGUGGUUGGCUAUGCAACAUCGUUUGAGUUCUGUGGACAGAUUGCUGGUUUGGGGUAUAGUUGCUGAAGUUUCAUGUGUGUUGUGCAAUAGUGGUAAUGUAGAGUCUCACAACCACCUGUUUUUUGAUUGUCCUUACUCUAGUGCUAUCUGGGCAGAUAUGUUGACGAAAAAUCAAGUGUGUAGGUACCCUAUGCAAUGGGAUGACGAGAUGAUUUGGUUUAAUCUGCACUCUAAGGGGAAUUGCCUGAGGAAAAGUGUGCUUAAGCUAUCUCUAUCUGCUGCAGUUUAUGGUAUAGGGAGAGAAGGAAAUGCUCGAAUUUUCCAACAGAGAAGUAUGGACUCUGUUUUUGCUAGUGCUAAAAGCUAUUUGGCUGUUACAGCCAAAUGGUGUAAUGUCUGGAACCUCACACGAUUACACCAUUAG
Messenger RNA from Rhododendron vialii, 447 nucleotides. RefSeq lists its product as uncharacterized. The transcript has 2 exons. Bases 1 to 447 code for a protein of 148 amino acids. The record is from RefSeq and is a predicted model, not a curated record. Lineage: Eukaryota; Viridiplantae; Streptophyta; Magnoliopsida; Ericales; Ericaceae.